This is a messenger RNA of Acinonyx jubatus (cheetah), 3708 nucleotides long. RefSeq names its product smoothened, frizzled class receptor (gene SMO). The transcript has 12 exons. Gene Ontology annotation, biological process: central nervous system development; smoothened signaling pathway; commissural neuron axon guidance. Gene Ontology annotation, cellular component: plasma membrane; cilium; dendrite. The record is from RefSeq and is a predicted model, not a curated record. Lineage: Eukaryota; Metazoa; Chordata; Mammalia; Carnivora; Felidae. Gene Ontology annotation, molecular function: transmembrane signaling receptor activity; patched binding. The coding region runs from base 499 to 2610 and encodes 703 amino acids.
CUAAUGUUUUGGAUUAUCAUUUCCUUUUCCCUCUAUAGUUUUGUCACCUAGUUUUGGAAUCCUUAAACAGUAUAUUUUAGUUUUGAGUGUUUUUGAACUUUAGACAAAUUGUGAUAUGUGUAUUCUUCUGUCUUUUGUCUUGCUUCUUUUGCUAUACCUUGUUUUGUAAGAUUCAUCCAUGUUAGUGCAGGUCGUUUUUUGUCUUUGCCGAAUAGUGUUCCAUUGUAGAAUACAUCACAAUUUAUUAAUCCAUCUUAUUAUUGUUAAACAUUUAAGUUGUCUCCGGUUUUUGGCCACUGUGAACAACAUGGCGGUGAGUAUUCUUCUAAGUAUAUCCUGGUUCACCCGCCUCAAGUUUCCCUAGGUACAUACUCAGAGGAAUGGAAUAACUAGAUAAUUGCGUACCUUCAACUUUACUAGGUAAUAUGGAACAGUUUUCCAAAGUGGUUCCACCAAUGUGGUCCCCACUAAUCGUGUAGAAGAGUCACCAGUGCCCACAUGAUUCCUGAUGCUUGGUAUUGUCACCAUGUAAAAUUCUUGCCAGUCUGGUGGCUAUAUUGUGGCCUCCGGAACGCCCCCCGCUGCUGGGCAGUGAUCCAGCCCCUGCUGUGUGCUGUGUACAUGCCCAAAUGCGAGAAUGACCGGGUGGAGCUGCCCAGCCGCACCCUGUGCCAGGCUACCCGAGGCCCCUGUGCCAUUGUGGAGAGGGAGCGUGGCUGGCCUGACUUCCUGCGCUGUACCCCUGACCACUUCCCCGAGGGCUGCCCGAAUGAGGUGCAGAACAUCAAGUUCAACAGUUCGGGCCAGUGUGAGGCUCCCUUGGUUCGGACCGACAACCCCAAGAGCUGGUAUGAGGACGUGGAGGGAUGUGGGAUCCAGUGCCAGAACCCGCUGUUCACUGAGGCCGAGCACCAGGACAUGCACAGCUACAUCGCGGCCUUCGGCGCAGUCACAGGCCUCUGCACACUCUUCACCUUGGCCACAUUUGUGGCUGACUGGCGGAAUUCGAAUCGCUACCCUGCUGUUAUUCUCUUCUACGUCAAUGCGUGUUUCUUUGUGGGGAGCAUCGGCUGGUUGGCCCAGUUCAUGGACGGCGCCCGCCGGGAGAUCGUCUGCCGUGCAGAUGGAACCAUGAGGCUCGGGGAGCCCACCUCCAAUGAGACCCUGUCCUGCGUCAUCAUCUUUGUCAUCGUGUACUACGCCCUUAUGGCUGGUGUCGUCUGGUUUGUGGUCCUCACCUAUGCCUGGCACACCUCCUUCAAAGCCCUGGGCACCACCUAUCAGCCUCUGUCCGGCAAGACCUCCUACUUCCACCUGCUCACGUGGUCACUCCCGUUUGUCCUCACUGUGGCAAUCCUUGCCGUCGCCCAGGUGGAUGGGGACUCUGUGAGUGGCAUCUGUUUUGUGGGUUACAAGAACUACCGAUACCGUGCAGGCUUCGUGCUGGCCCCGAUCGGCCUGGUGCUCAUUGUGGGAGGCUACUUCCUCAUCCGAGGAGUCAUGACUCUGUUUUCCAUCAAGAGCAACCAUCCCGGGUUGCUGAGUGAGAAGGCUGCCAGCAAGAUCAACGAGACCAUGCUGCGCCUCGGCAUUUUUGGCUUCCUGGCCUUUGGCUUUGUGCUCAUCACCUUCAGCUGCCACUUCUACGACUUCUUCAACCAGGCUGAGUGGGAGCGCAGCUUCCGGGACUAUGUGCUGUGCCAGGCCAACGUGACCAUCGGGCUGCCCACCAAGAAGCCCAUUCCUGACUGUGAAAUCAAGAAUCGCCCCAGCCUCCUGGUGGAGAAGAUCAACUUGUUUGCCAUGUUUGGAACCGGCAUUGCCAUGAGCACCUGGGUCUGGACCAAGGCCACGCUGCUCAUCUGGAGGCGCACCUGGUGCAGGUUGACUGGGCAGAGUGAUGAUGAGCCCAAACGCAUCAAGAAGAGCAAGAUGAUCGCCAAGGCCUUCUCCAAGCGGCGUGAGCUGCUGCAGAACCCAGGCCAGGAACUCUCCUUCAGCAUGCACACUGUCUCCCACGACGGGCCUGUGGCGGGUUUGGCCUUUGACCUCAAUGAGCCCUCUGCUGAUGUGUCCUCUGCCUGGGCCCAGCAUGUCACCAAGAUGGUGGCUCGGAGAGGAGCCAUACUGCCCCAGGAUGUGUCUGUCACCCCUGUGGCAACUCCAGUGCCCCCAGAGGAAAAAGCCAACCUGUGGCUGGUUGAGGCAGAGAUCUCCCCAGAGCUGGAGAAGCGCCUGGGCCGGAAGAAGAAGCGGAGGAAGAGGAAGAAGGAGGUGUGCCCGCUGGUGCCACCUCCUGAGCUUCACCACCCUGCUCCUGCCCCUGCCCCUGCGGCCAGUGCUGUUCCUCGACUGCCUCAGCUGCCCCGGCAGAAGUGCCUGGUGGCCGCAGGUGCCUGGGGAGCUGGGGAAUCCUGCCGACAGAGAGCCUGGACCCUGGUCUCCAACCCCUUCUGCCCAGAACCCAGUCACCUGCAGGAUCCAUUUCUGCCCAGUGCCCCAGUUCCCACGGCGGCCUGGGCUCAGGGCUGCCGGCAGGGGCUGGGGCCCAUUCACUCCCGCACCAACCUGAUGGAGGCAGAGCUCAUGGAUGCAGAUUCAGACUUCUGAGCCCGGAGAGCGGGACCUGGGAUAGGAAAGAGCAGCAAAUACCAUUCUGAGGUUCUUCAUCCUCCCUGAGAGUGCUUCCCCAGGAUCUUGUCUUCCAGAGCACCUGAGGGUGCAGUGCCCUCCCAGGAGGGCUCUAUAUGUCUGGCUCAGGGCAGCAGGACUGUGGGAAAGGGCCCUGACAUCUCCACGGGCAGGCCUCAUCCAGGGAAGGACCCUGGAGCUCAGGGUCCUUGUUUCUGCCCCACCAGCUGGAGUCUGGCUGGCAGUAUCCAUGUGCAGCAGGGUCGUGAGAUCUGCAGAGCUUGGGGGCUGGGGGGGCUGGGGGGGCAGUGAUGGUGGAGGCAGGGGUGACAGUACCCAGAGUGGCCUGUGGUAGCCAAUGAGGCAGCCAGGCCCAUACCUGGCAGAUGAGGGCUGGCUGCCCUUCUCUGUGCCAGUGGAUGCCCUUUUCUGGCACUCUCGGACCAAAUGUGUUUAUUGUGUCAUUAGUCCUUUGUCUAGGUGGGGACGGGGCUCCCUUCUCCCUCUUCCAGGUGGUUGUGGAGCUGGAAGUGCCUAUUCCCGUAGGGGCUAUAACCUCUCUUCACAGGUGCCCGGUUGGCCCGACCCCAGGCCAGUAGCCCGUCCUGUGUGCUCCUGUACCCUCCUUCCCCUUUCCCAUUUCAGUGCAACCAGGCCAACCUUUUCCCUGUUCGUUGGUUAGGACCCAGAACUGCUGCAUGCUCCAUCCCUCCCCCAUCCCCCACCCUUUUGAUGCUGGCUGCAUCUCCAGGUGAGAGACUGGUUCAGCUAUAGAGCCUGGCGUGGUGUAGAAGCGUGUUAUCUCUUCCUCCCGUCCAUCCAGUGGGGGGUGGAUCCUCUGACUUGAGGGGCUAAACUGGGAGGCUGCUGGAGCUUCAGCCAGGCAGGAACGCUUCCUUCAACUUCUACAACUGCUGGGUGAGGAAAUUCCCACCUCUCAUAACCCCUAACUAUGUCUCCAAGGCCCCAAUUUCAAGAGCCAGACAGCAGGAAGCCUUAGGAGCUAGCUGGGUUCCAGAUCGGGGAUAGGGAUGGGGAGAAGAAAUACAAACAGUAAAUAAAAGGUUUUUGUAUAAA